Chara braunii is the source of this 1808-nucleotide messenger RNA. The record is from the annotation of a GenBank genome assembly. NCBI's taxonomy places the organism in Eukaryota, Viridiplantae, Streptophyta, Charophyceae, Charales, Characeae.
GGCAUCUCUUGGUAUUGUUGUUGAUACAACUGUGCUGGCCCUGAAGCUCCGAUCCCGCCUGGAUGUGUAUCUGACCAUAAUCAGGGCCAAAUUCUGUCUUCAACAUUCAAGCUGCAACUGACCUGUUGUUGACCGAUCGAACAAAGUCAAACCGGCCAGUCCAAUUAGCUGCGAGAGGGUGAAGAUGGUGACGACACCAGGAAAGCACCUGGUUUUCGCAACAAGGCGUGCUGUAAAUGAACUCUCGCAAUGUCUUCUGCGGCAUGUUUUGCUGCCUACUGGCCUGAUAAACAGCAAUUUGCGACCGGCGCAGAGACAGCAUGCAGGAGCUUGUAGAAGGGUCGAUGCCAUUAACAGUGCAGCAUCAGCAUCAGCAUCAGCAUCAGCAUCAUCAUCAUCAUCAUCAGCAGCAGCAGAAGCAGAAGCAGAAGCAGAAGCAGCAGCAGCACCAGCAGUAGCAGGAGGCGGCGGCGGCGGAGGGACUGGUUUCCUGCAACCCUCCUUUGCGGAGGACGCAAGUGAGUUUGAAAGACGUGCGAAGGAGGGGUUGCUCGGUCAAGGCGAUUCAACGGCUGGGAUGCAAAGUAUCCGCCAGCGUUCUCGUGUAACUGAUUGGAGCAGCAUGGGCGGGGUUGUAGUGCCAACUCUGAGGCAAGCCGGUGUCGGAGAGGGGGGUGCGGCUGCGCUGCAGCGAGGCAUGCAGCUGUUGGACGCGAUAAGAAUGAUGAGUCCGGGCAAUGAGCGGUACUUUCCGACGAUGAUGAAGGCGCAGGAGUGCUUUCAUGUGGCACUCUCGGCAGAUCAGGACGAUGCGCGUGCUAUGCUUGCACUAGCUUGCCUUCAUCUAGACUUCGACGGGCCUGUCCAUUCCCCCGAGAAUGGUGCUGAGCUCUUGCUCCAUGCGGCAGAGAUGCAGCUCCCAGAAGCGCAGUACGAGCUUGGCUGUCGGCUUCGGGGUGCCGAUGACGCCGAAGCGGGAGCUAUCGCCGAAACGGCCAGAGUAGCAAUUUGUCAGAAAGUGCCCGACCCACUGAGCGCUUCGCUCAGAUACCUCGAGGCUGCUGCGAGGGAAAGACACCCGCGUGCGCUGCUUGUGGUCGGUACGGCAUACUUCACCGGCGACACGGUCGUCCAGGAUCUGGACAAGGCCGAGGCGUGCUUUGCGGAAGCAGCGGACCUAGGACUCGCCGAAGCGGCAGCUGUCUACGGCGCGUUCAUUGCCAAAGGGUUGUCUCGCCGAUACCGACCCUCAGGGGCGGUUGCUCCCUGCAACGACCCUGGCAAUGAAGGCCGGAGUGGAAACCGGCAAGAGGAAGACAAGGGUACCGAUCCGGAACAUAGAGAUGAAGGUCCGUACAGAAGCGUCGAACCGUCGGAAGAGGGGAGAAGUCAGGAGGGUGAGAUGGAGAGCAGUCAAGCAGACGGUCUCCACGUCGCGAAGGAGCAUCAUCUUCAGAUUGCAAGAAUGUUGUUCGAACAGGCAGCCGGGGAUGGGAAUGAGGUGGCGAUGGCAUGGCUCAAGGCCGGGAAGCUUCUGGCUCAGUAGCCAAUCGGGAGGGUCUGAUGCUUUUCACUUCUUCUGUUUUCCCCUUUUGUCCUUUGAGCGAUGGCAUGGCUCAAGGCCGGGAAGCUUCUGGCUCAGUAGCCAAUCAGGAGGGUCUGAUGCUUUUCCCAUUUUAUUUUUUUUCCCCUUUUGUCCUUUUUUAGGAGGCUGCAAUGCUCACAAGUCCCUACGUGUAGGUUUGUUUGUUCAUAGUAUUUUAUUCCAUUUGAGUACAGUUUGUGCAUAAUAAAAAUACCGGCACGCC